UCACUGCUACUAAGAAAGUAUUUGGCUUGGAAAAAUACAUAUGGCUUCAGACCUGGAAGUUAAAGGUCAAAGAUAGGUGAUACAAGUUCCAUGCAAAUUACUUGGAGUUCUGUUGGGUAGUAUGCACUGACACUUUGUCCAGUGCUUUAUUAAAGAAAGACUUUGCUUUCCCUAGAUAGAAGAGCAUUAGAACAAAAUGCUAGCUCAAAAGAUUUGUUUAAUUCUUCAAUGAACACAGGGGAUAGGUACGGAAGCGUUUUUAAUAUAUCAAUAUGUAAAUACUUAUUGUACCAUGUAGCUUAUGAUAAUGAUAAGAAUCGCUUUACAGUAUGCAAUUUUUCGUCCGGAUAUCUGCAUUUCCAAUAAAUUUCUUGACACUUGGUAGGCGUUACAAUCAUGAAGUAAUUGCCCUUUGUUUAUUUCAGUAGUUGAUUUUAGUCCGGCAAUCUUCUACAUCUAUAGAGAUCUCAUUCAAAUUUUGAUAUAAUACAUUUACUGUUAUGAAGUUAUAUCUUCCAGAAAGAUGAUUCGACAGUCUUUUUAUCGGUGAGAGUUAUUGGCCUCUGUUUUAUUUCAAUAUUCAACAACGCGCGCACAAGCCACUAAUUCUUUCCUAUGUAUCGUUUAGUUAGUUUGUAGUGGUAAAACAGACCACUACAUAUGUAACAUUAAGUUAGUAUUUAGUGUUAAAACAGGCCACUGCAUACUUACAUAUAUGACAUUGAACUAGUUUUCAGUGGUAGCAAAUAGGACUUACAUUGGUUCAAUUUAAAUUGAAGAGAAAGAAAACAUUAUACUACGGCCUACUUACUAAAAUAAAUAGUUCAGGAGUAAAGGUUGUCAAGAUAAACAUCAUAUCUUGGUUUUAAAGGUGUGAACCUUAUCUUUUAAACAUGGUAAUUCCCUUUUAUGCAAAUAUAUAAAGAAUUUUCGAAAGAGUAGAACACACACACGUCGCUCACCAAUAGAAAUGUUGCCAACGUUACUUUGUUGUUUAGGUUUUGUUGGGAUUAUCUCAGCUAGUAUUUCCGGUCACAUCGCAUCGGGUACCUGUGUAUGUCUCACAACCAGCGGAGUUAACGCCAGAAGUGGAGCUGGUCUCAGCAAUUCUAUAUUGGCCACCUUGAACUCCGGCGAGUGCUACAAAUUCAAUGGUGGAAUUCGGACACAUGACGGGUACCACUGGUACGAGCUUCAGGACGUGCACGGACAUCACAGAGUUUGGAUUGCCGGAAACUAUCUCAGAACGUCUUCGUCGUCACACUGUAGUGGUACUAGCACGGAAACGUCCACUCGAAGCAGCCUUGCCACAGGCGAUGUAUCGGCAAAGUGUCUAUCAUGUAUUUGUCAGGUCGAGUCUGGAUGCAGAGCAAUACGAUGUGCUUGGGAUGUUAACUCUAACUCCUGUGGAUACUUCCAACUGAAGGACGUAUACUGGCAGGACUGUGGGAUGCCAGGAGGGUCCCUGGAAGUCUGUGCUGCUGACCUUCACUGCUCAUCGGGUUGUGUCCAGAGGUACAUGUCUAGAUACAUAGGAGGUUCAGGAUGUGCUCCUAACUGCGAGAGCUACGCUCGGAUCCAUAAUGGCGGACCUACCGGAUGUCGCCAAGGCUACACUCUUAAUUACUGGACCAGAGUUCAAAAUGCUGGAUGCUCAGCUUCUAGCUAAAUUGUUCUAAACAAAUUCUCAAAUAAAAACAGUGAUCUUUCUGAA
Molecule: messenger RNA, 1714 nt
Organism: Pecten maximus
Lineage: Eukaryota; Metazoa; Mollusca; Bivalvia; Pectinida; Pectinidae
Product: lysozyme-like
Exons: 6
Coding region: 971-1669 (232 amino acids)
Molecular function (GO): lysozyme activity
Source: RefSeq, a predicted model, not a curated record